AUGACUCUAGAAUGCGAGUUGUUAUCGGAAGAGGACACCGUCCCACUUUGUGAUAGCGAGAAUGUUAGCACCAGUGCUAAUAAGGCGACGUCACUCACAGCUCUUGUUGCUCUACAGGGAACGAGUAACUGCUGCAGGCUGCUGCUGCUCUUGGCAGCCGCGGCAACCGCAGCUGCAGGUGAACAAACUUCCGCCGGCGCAGGAGCGUGCCGCUCUGAUCAGUUUGGGUGCGCCAACACCGGCCGCUGCAUACGCGAGACAGCGCGGUGCAACGGUUCCAACGGCUGUGGCGACGGCAGCGACGAGCUCGACUGUUGCACUGGCGACCACUUCGAGUGUGGCGACGGCAGAUGCAUCCGCAAGCGUUGGGAAUGCGACGGCUGGAAUCACUGCGGGGACUGGAGUGAUGAGAAACAUUGUGCGUACGCGUGCCGCUCUGAUCAGUUUAAGUGCGCCAACACCGGCCGCUGCAUACGCGAGACGUCGCGGUGCAACGGAGACAACGACUGUGGCGACCGCAGCGACGAGCUCGACUGCUGCACUGGCUACCACUUCGAGUGCGGCGACGGCAGAUGCAUCCACAAGCGUUGGGAAUGCGACGGCUGGAAACACUGCGGUGACUGGAGUGAUGAGAAGCAUUGCGCAUGCCGCUCUGAUCAGUUCAAGUGCGCCGACACCGGCAUCUGCAUAAACGAGACGCGGCGGUGCGACGGAGACAAUGACUGUGAUUACGGCAGCGACGAGCGCGAUUGCUGCACCGGCGACCGCUUCAUGUGCGACGACGGCACAUGCAUCUACAAGCGUUGGGAAUGCGACGGCCGGGACAACUGCGGGGACUGGAGUGAUGAGAAACAUUGCGUGUGCCGCUCUGAACAGUUCAAGUGCGCCAACACCGGCCUCUGCAUAGACGGGGCGCGGAGAUGCAACGGAGCCAACGACUGCGGCGACAACAGCGGCGACUACAGCGACGAGUUCGGCUGUGCUAACUGGCGACGUGAGUAA
Messenger RNA from Hyalella azteca, 1002 nucleotides. RefSeq names its product low-density lipoprotein receptor-related protein 4. Gene Ontology annotation, molecular function: protein binding. Lineage: Eukaryota; Metazoa; Arthropoda; Malacostraca; Amphipoda; Hyalellidae. The coding region runs from base 1 to 1002 and encodes 333 amino acids. The transcript is spliced from 9 exons. The record is from RefSeq and is a predicted model, not a curated record.